CCUACCAGGCCUUAAUGUUCAUAUAAAUAGAAGCCAAAUAACAGUCUGGUUAUCAUUGCAGUUCUUGCAGCUCUCCAGCAGCAAUAGCAAUUCUCCAGUACCAACUCUACGCCAGCAAUAAAAAUGAGCCGCAGUUUGAUCGUUGUUAGCUUGAUGGUUGUUUUGGCGUUGGCCUUGUUUGCAAUGGCCGAGGGCCGACGAGAGCGCCGGAAUAUCUUGGGGAUCGUUGGAAGCUUGUUGGGUGGAGGACACCAUCAUCAUCACCAUCAUGGCGGUUUCGGUGGACACCCUCACGGAGGUUUCGGCGGACACCAUCACGGCGGUUUCGGUGGACACCAUCAUGGCGGUUUCGGUGGACAUCAUCAUGGUGGUUUCGGUGGACAUCAUCAUGGAUUCGGUGGACAUCCCCAUGGAUUCGGCUUUUUGGGCUAAGAAGAAGUCGUUCCCUUCGACUUGUACAACUGAAAACUGACGUUAACGCCAAACGUCAUUGACUUCCUCGAUCACCAAAGGCUGGCAGAUUUAUUGUUUCAUUGUUAAUUUAAGUAUUCGUGUCAUUUGUGUACAUCUCGGCGUGAAUAUUUGUCAGUUUUUUUAAUUCCAUUAUACAGUGGCAAAUAAACCAUGUAAAUACGGAAAAAA
Messenger RNA from Daphnia magna, 642 nucleotides. RefSeq names its product glycine-rich cell wall structural protein. Bases 124 to 432 code for a protein of 102 amino acids. The transcript has 2 exons. The record is from RefSeq and is a predicted model, not a curated record. Lineage: Eukaryota; Metazoa; Arthropoda; Branchiopoda; Diplostraca; Daphniidae.